AUGUGUCAGCGACAGUGGGUUCAAUUUUGGUGCGGCGAUUUACGCUAUGCUGAAAUCCGCUGCGACCAAAAUCCAGCCGGUCGGUCAUUCGAGAGUUGUGCCACUCGCCAGACUACAGAACAACCAAGGGAUGCGAGAGGCCCGAUGGGACAUUACGAUCCAGCCAUAUAUCGCUGUCCAGGAAGGUGCAUCGAUUGGGGAAGUAUCCCUGGUAAGACGUUUGGCAGCGUGAAGGACGUGAUAUUAGAUAAGCUCACCUGGAUUCCUUGCAAUGUGCAAUGGCAUGACGCAAAUGCCGACCAUCUAAGCAAUUUCGCUCCCAAUCUCUGUCCUGAAAGGGCUUCAAGAAAAAGAUUGUCUAUGAUUGCUGAGCGUGCUCAAAAGAAAUUGAAAGGUAGGCUUGGUGAAGUACUCUGCUUUGAAUCUCAGCUUAUCGCUGACAUCCGACCAGUGAAACCCUGA
Messenger RNA from Botrytis byssoidea, 462 nucleotides. RefSeq lists its product as uncharacterized. The record is from RefSeq and is a predicted model, not a curated record. Bases 1 to 462 code for a protein of 153 amino acids. The transcript has a single exon. Lineage: Eukaryota; Fungi; Ascomycota; Leotiomycetes; Helotiales; Sclerotiniaceae.